Molecule: messenger RNA, 1341 nt
Organism: Solanum stenotomum
Lineage: Eukaryota; Viridiplantae; Streptophyta; Magnoliopsida; Solanales; Solanaceae
Exons: 2
Coding region: 1-1341 (446 amino acids)
Source: RefSeq, a predicted model, not a curated record
AUGAUACUAAUUGUUUUUGAAGCCAUUUCUGGUUUAAGCGUUAAUUGGAGGAAAAGUAACCUCUUUCCUAUUAAAGAAGUGGUGCAGAUGGAGGAACUAGCUGGUAUCUUGGGGUGUAAGGUAGACAAAUUACCAACAGUCUAUCUAGGCAUGCCAUUAGGCAACAAACACAAAGAAUUGAUUAUCUGGGAUAGGAUUUUGGAAAAGACGGAAAAGAAGUUGGCAAAUUGGAAGACACAAUACUUGUCUCUUGGAGGCAGACUCACUUUGAUAAAUGCAGUUCUGGACUUGCUUCCCACAUAUGUGAUGCCCCUAUUCCCUAUUCCAAUAAGUGUGGUCAAGAAGUUGGACCGAUUAAGAAGAAAUUUGCUUUGGUUUGGGAACAAGGAGGGAAAGGGGUAUCAUUUGGUAGAAUGGAAGACUGCACAAUUACACAAGGAGGUUGGUGGUUUAGCAGUCAGGAAUCUGAAACUGCAGAAUGAUUGCUUGCUCAUGAAAUGGUUAUGGAGAUUAAAUGGAAAUGAACAUGCUCUAUGGAAGGAGGACCUAUGGAUUGGACAAGAAGUUUUAAUGCAAGCUUUCCCUGAUCUGGCCAAUAUAUGCACUAACCUUGAGGUUACAGUGGCUGAUAGCUGGUCCCCACAGGGAUGGAACUUCUUCUUCAGGAGGCAUCUUAAUGACUGGGAAGUAGGAAGGUUUGUGGAGCUAUUGCAGAUGAUUGAUGGUUUCAAAGGCACCACUGUAGAGGAUGACACUUUUAGAUGGAAACAUGAUAAGGAUGGCAAGUUCUCUGUAGGUAGAAUUUAUAGGAAAGAGGUAUCCUGGAUGCCUGAGAACAAAAUAGGUCCUUGGAAGCAUGUAUGGAAAAGUAUGACUCCUACUAACGUCAAGUGCUUUGCUUGGUUAGUAAUCAGGAAAGCUUGCCUCACUCAUGAGAUCUUGCAGAAAAAGGGAUUGCCAAUUGUGUCCAGAUGCAUGUUAUGUAGUGACGUUAGAGAGACAAAUAACCAUCUGUACCUCCAUUGUAAAGUCACAUCUCAGCUUUGGACUAUGUUUCUUAGUUUAACAGAGACAAAAUGGUCAAUGCCAGAGCACACAGCAGACUUGUUAAGUUGCUGGAUUAGGAGAGGGGGAAGCAAGACACAGAAGAAGUGGUGGAGAAUAAUCCCACACUGUAUCUGGUGGACUAUCUGGAGGGAGAGGAAUGGAAGAAACUUUGACGAUAGAUUCAACAACAUUCAGAAAAUCAAAGAGAGCCGCAUAACAACUUUCUACUUUUGGUGUAAAGAACAUUGUAUAGAAAAUGCUGAAGAAUUAGUAGAUCUUUUAGGAUUACUGUAA